Cuscuta campestris is the source of this 1335-nucleotide messenger RNA. NCBI's taxonomy places the organism in Eukaryota, Viridiplantae, Streptophyta, Magnoliopsida, Solanales, Convolvulaceae. The record is from the annotation of a GenBank genome assembly.
UUCCUUCAUUCAAUCUUAAUCACCCGCCGGAUAUUUUCAACAACCUCCCUUCCAAUUCCCUCCCCACCACCGGCGCCACCGCUCUGCCGCCGCUCUUCGAGCCUUCCGCGGCUCCAUAGCGAUGGGGAGGGCUCCACCGGAGUCCGAGCUUCAGAUCAACGUCCAGCCCCGUCGCCACCACCACCACCAUCCCCCGCCGCCUCCCCCUCCCAGGCCCUACCAGCCUUUCAAGAAAUGGUUCCCCUGGCUCGUCCCCUUAAUCAUCCUCGCCAACAUUGCCCUCUUCGCCUACGCAAUGUACGUCAAUAACUGCCCCCGGAACUCCGACAAAUGCUUCGGCGCCUCCUUCCUCGGCCCCUUCGCCUUCCAGAGCCUCCGCGAGAACCCCUUGCUCGGCCCCUCCGCCGACACGUUGCGAAAAUUGGGGGCUUUGGAUGUGGGGAAGGUGGUGGAGGAGCACCAAGUGUGGCGGCUGAUGUCCUGUAUGUGGCUACACACCGGCGUUUUCCAUGUCGCCGCCAAUAUGGUCAGCCUUCUCUUCGUUGGCAUCCGGCUUGAACAAGAAUUCGGGUUCGUGAAGAUUGGUUUGCUGUAUACCCUGUCUGGAAUUGGGGGGAGCUUAGCAUCGGCUCUAUUCGUGAGGACGGCGAUCUCAGUUGGCGCUUCGGGUGCCCUCUUCGGUUUGCUUGGAGCCAUGUUGUCUGAAUUGCUCACCAAUUGGAGCAUUUAUGAAAACAAGGUGGCAACACUAUUGACACUCAUUGUCAUCAUUCUGAUAAAUCUAGCUGUGGGAAUUCUCCCUCAUGUCGACAAUUUUGCUCAUCUUGGGGGAUUCGUCACCGGGUUCCUACUCGGAUUCAUCCUUCUCAUUCGCCCUCAGUUUGGCUACGUUAGCCGGAAAAACGCUCCCCCGGGCUACUUUUUGCCCUCAAGAAAGGCCAAGCACAAGAUUUACCAGUGCAUUCUCCUCAUUCUUGCUUUGAUUCUCCUCAUUCUAGGGCUCACAAUUGGCAUGGUUAUGCUACUCCAAGGUGUGGAUGGGAAUGACCAUUGUUCAUGGUGCCAUUACUUGAGUUGUUUUCCGACCCCUAUAUGGACUUGCGACGUACGAUGCUCGUCAAAACAAAAUGGGGACCAGCUGAACUUGACAUGUAUGUUGGACAACAAAAGCAGGAAUUAUUUUUUGUCAAGCUCCAACAGCACUGCCUCGGACAUCCAAAAGCUCUGCACUCAACUCUGCAGCUGAUUAUGUAAUAUAUCCCAUUUGUAUGUAUAUAUUAGCUUGAAGGGUGGCCUUAAUUAAUUGUUCAUUAGCACUAAAUUAAGAUCCAAUCC